UGUGGGCUCAAUCGCGUUGUGUGAUUCAUCAGUAGCAGAAUGUCUGGUCGUGGCAAAGGGGGAAAGGGACUCGGGAAGGGAGGUGCUAAGCGCCAUCGGAAGGUGCUUCGUGAUAACAUUCAAGGUAUCACGAAACCGGCUAUUCGUCGCUUGGCUCGUCGCGGUGGUGUAAAGCGUAUUUCUGGGUUGAUUUAUGAAGAGACCCGUGGGGUGCUGAAAGUGUUCCUGGAAAAUGUAAUUCGAGAUGCUGUGACUUACACUGAGCACGCUAAACGGAAGACUGUCACUGCCAUGGAUGUAGUGUAUGCUCUGAAACGCCAGGGUCGCACUCUCUAUGGAUUCGGAGGCUAAAUCUUAAGGCAAUUUUAAAACGACAGAAAAACACAAAGGCUCUUUUAAGAGCCACCCAAAC
Messenger RNA from Pelodiscus sinensis (Chinese soft-shelled turtle), 412 nucleotides. RefSeq names its product histone H4. The record is from RefSeq and is a predicted model, not a curated record. Lineage: Eukaryota; Metazoa; Chordata; Testudines; Trionychidae. Gene Ontology annotation, molecular function: protein heterodimerization activity; structural constituent of chromatin; DNA binding. Gene Ontology annotation, cellular component: nucleosome.